AUGGUCUACGGCUCCAAUAUGAUCGAGCAUGCUGGGAAUAGCUACGAAGUGACACUCAAGCUCUGCAUGGCAAUUUUCCGCGACGGGGAAAUACGUGACGCAAUUACAGAAGACGAAUUAUUGGAGUUGGAAGAAUACCUCCAACGCAAGAAUCUCCCAGCAAAUCUCUGCGCGGUUAUACAAAGUCGUCGCGAAAUCGUGCUGCACGCCAAGGCUGCCUUGUAUAUCAUUAAUCAACUUUGCAUCCAUGACUCAGCGAAGAAAUCAUUCUUCAAACUCAUCGAAUCCUCACCUACAAAGUUGACGCCGGAGAUACACCCUGGAAAGAAUAUAGCGGUGUCUACCGUACGGAUGAAGUCUCGGCAGGCUUCCAUUCAUUUCCUCAUCACAGCCAGCCUUGUGCCCCACAAGAUGAAGGCUAUGAUCCGUGAACUUAAGUCAGACCUUAACGAAGCCCUCAAAAUGGGCACCAUCGACCCUAUCGCAAUUGCUUCGAAGUAUACCCACAUCUUCGUCAACGUUCAUCCGUUCAUCGAUGGCAACGGAAGAAUGUGCCGUUUGAUACUCAACUCCCUACUUCUCAAGCUAGGAAGCUUUAUUGUUUGCAUUGGUGACAAGGAUGAGGACCGCUCUCUCUACCUGGAAAUCGCUGCUAAAUCAAGUGCACUCGAAGAUUUAUAUGAAGAUUUCGAGGAAGAGGAGAAACCAUUUAUGUUCAAGGAGCUGGGAAGUUUUGUUAUGUCGCAUGUUGAGAAGAAUAUGCGCAAGCUGAUUGAUACUUUGCUAUAG
Molecule: messenger RNA, 789 nt
Organism: Penicillium longicatenatum
Lineage: Eukaryota; Fungi; Ascomycota; Eurotiomycetes; Eurotiales; Aspergillaceae
Exons: 1
Coding region: 1-789 (262 amino acids)
Source: RefSeq, a predicted model, not a curated record